Cuscuta europaea is the source of this 377-nucleotide messenger RNA. The record is from the annotation of a GenBank genome assembly. Lineage: Eukaryota; Viridiplantae; Streptophyta; Magnoliopsida; Solanales; Convolvulaceae.
CACGGCUAAAGACCUUUGGGAUGAGCUGGAUAGGAAAUAUAAUACUGAUGACCACGGUCUCGAAAAGUAUAUUGUUUCCAAAUUCUUGAGAUUCGACAUGAAGGAGGGAAAAUCUGUUUUAGAACAAACACAAGAAUUUGAGCUUAUCUUACAUUCUCUCCGUGAAGCAGAUAUGGAAUUGCCUGAAAAAUUUAAAGUCAUGGCUGUAAUUGAAAAAUUCCCCAAAUCGUGGGAAGAUUUUGGUUUGACUUUAAAACACAAAAUGAAAAAGAUAACUUGGAAAUCUUUGAUGCAUUCCAUUACUGUUGAGGAAGAACAUAAGAAAGCGGGUUACAUUGUUCCUGUUGAAUUUCAGCCAAAGGCUCAUGUUGUAACCG